Symbiodinium necroappetens is the source of this 7861-nucleotide messenger RNA. Lineage: Eukaryota; Dinophyceae; Suessiales; Symbiodiniaceae. The record is from the annotation of a GenBank genome assembly.
AUGGAGAUGGCUAGUGUGUCAGGUGAAAUGAGCGGCGCGUCCGCCUCCUCCUCCGCGUUGUUUCCACUCCCGGAGUGGCCCGAAGAUGGCACAGGGACGUUUCAAGAGCCUCGUGCUCAAAAGGGGGGUGCAUAUCGUGACGAUGAAGUGGUCUACGACCGCGGCGGCUUCUCUGCGCGUGUGGCCGUCUUGCCCCCCAGGAGCCUCACGGUGUUGCAGAACAAGUCAGCCCUGACCGCCCAGAGCUUCGACAGACAAAUUGGAGACCGAAGGUCUUUCAAUGCCACAGAGCUGUCAGUGGACGGCCCGUCGCGCGAGCUCCCGCCAGGUGAUCACGUUGGGGUCGAGGUGGCUACUAGUGCUCACGAAGGGCCCACCUACCUUGGACUGAUCAUAGACGACUUUUUCACCCUCAGUGAGGCUCCCACAAAGUCCAAAGCCCUCCUGGACAAAGCCCUUGUUGCCUAUGACAGGCUGAAUAUUCCAGGGUCCUCGGAGAAGGACCAGUUGAAUGAGCUUACGUUCAUAGUCGCUGGAGCCCAAAUUGACUCCAGUGAACAGGCGAUUCGGGACAGCAUGAUCUCAGUUGCUUCUCCUGCUGCGAAGCGGUGCGCUUUGUGUCUUGCAUCCCUGGCUGCAGCGUGGCUUCGUGUCACAUCGAGGGCCCUCCUCGAAAGGAUCACUGGGAGCUGGGUCCACUGUAUGAUGUAUCGGCGCCCCACCUCCGUCGUCUUCGCAAAGAUAUAUCGAUUGAUUCAUUCUCCCGAUAUGCAACAUGCGUCGAACGAAGCUGUCUUCAGCCUCUCAAGGGGGGUUGCCGAUGAGCUGGUGCUAGCCAGCGUGCUGUCGUUCGUGAUGGCAACGAACAUUGGAGCCCAGAUUGUCCCCACCCUCUUCGCUUCGGAUGCCUCUAUGGCGAAAGGAGCUCUUGUCAGCACGCCGCUUUCAGAAGAGGAGGCUGCCCUCCUGUGGAUAACUUCGGAUCGGAAGGGUGGAUACUCGCGCCUGGACCCUGCUGCAAGGGCCCUCCUGAGGAGCGUGGGUGACCCGAUGCUCGAGGAAACUAGGUUAGCAGGCCUUCCCCCUCUGCCCGCAAAGAAUCCUCCUUUGAAGUUUGAUUUCCUCGAAAUCGGGCUAGGCACAGGUGUUGGCCAGGUCACGGCUUGCUGUCUUAGCCAGGGCAUUGUGUGCUGCCCUCCGCUCGAUCCUUUUGUCAGCAGGCAGUAUGACCUCAGGAGCAUUGAUGUUAUACAUUGGGUAGUCAGCAUGCUCCAGGAAGGUAGGAUUCUCAGCGUCUUUGUCGUGGUCUCUGAGACCCACCAGGACCUGGGACUGAAGAGGGCUCUGGCGAUCCUCCUAUGCGCUCGUUCCUAUGAUAGAGCUGCUGCGGUGCUGGGGCCCGACCACCUUGAGCAAAAUCAAUCUGAGAUCUGGGCUCAGGCUUGCAGUCGCAAAGGCACCGAGGAGAUCACUUGCAAGCUUGGCUAUGAAGGGGAUUGCAGGGGUAUUCUCGAGUCCUCGGGUCCAACCUCGCUCUUCAACGGUUGGAUGAGGAGAUUUGCCAGGGCACACCAUGUCGAAGUCGCUGGCCUGGAGUCCCCCGUCCUCAACGACUUUCUCUCCUCUAGAGCCUGGGGUCUUGUCAAGGUUUGGUCUUGGAAGUACCCUGAGCACAUAAACCCAGCAGACAGGGAAGAUCGUCGUGUCUUACAUCUGUUUGACUCUUCGGUGUCCCUCGCUGCGGCCACCAAGGGGCGAACUUCGAGUCACAAAUUACGGAGAGUUCUUUGCCAAGUGAAUGCGCUGGCGUUAGCAAAAGGUGUGUUCUGUGCUGAAGGCUUUGCGCCUACUCGCUUGAACGUUGCUGAUGACCCCACUCGUAGCCACGAGAUCAGAAGCCCUGCUGGAGCCUCUCUUGUGCGCGCUGUUCCCCCUGAAGUGCUUGGCCAGCUAGCUCGCAUCAGGGUGCGCAGAUUUGCUGCGAAUUGGCUUCGGCUCGCUGUCCUUUUGACUUUCUGCGUGCCUUGCGGUAGCAUUUCUGCCCCUCGGCUCCCUCAUAGCGAGUCGACGUGUGAUCCGACUGUGGACUCUUUGCCCCCUUUCUCCUCCUCCGGUGCAGGCACCUUCAUCGCCGGCCCGGUUUUCUUCUCAAGCUCCACCUCCUGCGGAGCAGACUUCGACUUCAAUUGGACUUCUGUGGAUUUGUCGCCUCCGUCACUCGAGGAAUCUGUCGAUUGGACUUUCGUCAGCCUUGCCUGCCUCGCCUCCUACCUCCUUGCUUUCUGUCACUUCCCUGGCCGCUUUGUUUUCGGGGUUGGUUUGUUAAUAAGCCUCUGCCGCCAUGGAUGCUCAGCAGCGCCCGCUGGUACUGGGUACGCGCAACGGGCUGCCGCCAGGGCAGCUACCAACCUGUUCGAACGACGCUCGGUUUUACCCAGAACGGACACGCAUCGUCAGAGGAGAUUGGCAGAUUUCUCCAGAUGGCUUGAAGAUUCGAGCCAGUACUCCCUGGAAGAGAUUGUUGGCGCCUCUGGUAUUGGGCCGGAGGUUGUGAACACACUGCUCGUCGAGUUUGGUCAGCCCAUACUCAGACGCCAGCUGACAGCUGCAUGGGACAUGGCGUUCAACUGGCUAGAAGUCGAAGCAGGCCUCUUCUCACUUAUGUGGGGAGGGCUAUGCAGACCUGGUGAAGUGAUUUUCUCACUUAGAAGACACCUCGUGCUGCCUGAAGAUGUUUUAGGUCGGUGGCUGAGCCCCCGAGUAAUGGAAAUCUACCUCCAAGAAGUGGAAGCGGCGACCUUUCUUUCAGACCAGCGUCCAGAAGUCCGUGCGAAGGUUCUCCAAUGCGAAGGUUCCGGCUUCGUCUUGGUACUUCUUGUUUGGCCUCGCAUCUAUAUCGUGCUGCGUGCCAGUGCCUUCGAGGGAGCUGCCCGGUUCUCUUCUUUCAAAGCCUUCAAGAGUGCCGUGGGCCCUCUGGAGAACUCGUCUACUGUGUGCCACGCCUUUGCUUCCUUGGCAGAGGCCGAAGUCUUCUGUGAAGCUGCUGGCUUCGACUUGCCAGCCGCCAUUGCAAUACCGGUCUUGAAGCGGCAGGAAGGGGCAGAAGCAGAUGCGCUGGCCACUGUGGGCCACUCUCGACAGGUGAAGGUGCCCUUUGGCAUGGCCGACGAGCAGGGGACAGAGCAGCCUGUGGACUUGGAGGAUUUUGGGCUCGACAGCGUCUUUCCUUUUAUUCUGCACCACCCCCUGUCAGACGAUCCCCUAGGAGCCGCUCGCGAAUGGCUGGCCGAAGCCCCUCACGACCGCCUGGCCUUUUACUCAGCACAGGAGGAGCUUCCUCUUGCACAGGUGAAGCCCAAAGGCAAGAGGUCACCACAAGCCAAAAAGCGGGUUACUACGGCGGACCUUGCCGCCCAGAUGACCCACCUCACUGCUUUGCUUCCUCAGCUCACCGAGCAGCUGACCACGAUGCAGUCAAGGCAGGAUGCUCUGGAGAAGCAGGUGCAAGGCCAGCCGGCCCAGGUGGAUGUUCCGAAGCUUCCCCAUCAGCAGCACUUUGUUCCGCUCAAGGGGCCGGGGAUCACACUGGGCAAGCAGGCUUCGCUUUUGGGCCCCCCUCCUCGCACGCGACCCCUACUAGAAGCAACACCGGCCGUUGCUGCAGGCGUGGGCCCUCUUCCUUUGGCCGCCUCUCCUGUGAUCGACGGCCCCCAGGAGCCCUUUCAAAGUGCGCUUUUGCAACAGAGCCAGGCAUUGUCUGCCCUUGUGGGCCACCUGGUGGCACAGCAAGAAGGGGGGCUGAGCGAUUUGACUGCCUCCUCCUCCAGCAGCAUCGGGGCCAAGGGUGCAGCCAAGAGGGAGAAGCUUCAGGCGGCAUUGGCCGCAAGGUCGGGCGACUUUCUCUCUGUUCUUCAGGCAGCGGCUCGCCGGAUGCAGCCUUCCCAGCCGAUCCCAGCAUCGCUAAGCGAAUGCUCCUCGCAGGUGUCGAUGUGCCAAUACCUCGAACGGUUCGGCACCUUUUCGGGCCAGCGCGAGGCCGGCUACACGAUGUGGUGCCUGGCUCAUGUGAUGGAUUGCCUGGCACAGGAGGACAUAGCAGGGGCAAGGGAGUUCCUGGCCCUAACUUUUGUGGCCAUGGACCAGGCCUCCAUCGACGGGGGCCGAUGGGACUUUGCCUGGUUGUUGACUCUGCUAGAGGAACCACCAAUGCAGAUGUUCAGGGGCAUGGGCCAGGUUGCAAAUCCCAGGACCCGGGCGUUUUCUCCACUGUCGCCGGUGUCUUGGACCACUUGUGCUUUGCAGUACCUGAAGGAGGUCGAUCUGAUAUCGAGCCGCAGGCUGGAGACUCUCGGCCAGCAUCGGGCCCCUGCCGCCACACCCGCCGCGGACGACGUGCAGGCACCUCCUGCCAAGCCCCGCCGUGCUCCGAAAUACCCUCGCAAGCCAAAGCCAGAGGCGUUCGGUGCCUCUGCCAAUGAGUUCGCUCUCCCUGACUCGGGCCGCCGCAAUCCACAAUUAAUUGCAAGACUUUCGGAGCCGGUGGCCUUCCUCACGGCUGCCUCUGCCAACACGGGAGAUGCUUAUGCUGACCUGUCAGGUACUGCUGUCCCCACGCACAACGAUGCCUUUCCUGGCUUGGAGCCUUUUAGUUCCCUGAACGUUUCUCGUUUGAAGCUUUCGGGCCAUGGCUCCUGGAACCCUGGGCCCUUCUUGUCUGAUGAGCUCUUCAUGGCUUUCAACGAGCCCCGCUCCCUUCUGCACGGGGGCCCUCCACCUGAGGAUUUUGUGCCGGUCUGGACUCGGGAAAGUCUUCGGGAAACAGCCGCCCUGGCUUCUCUUUGGGACGGCCUUGGGCUUUUGCACUUCGAGCCUGCGCGGCUUCGUGCUUCUGAGUCUUACCGGCUAGCACGGGCCUUCAACUCCUACAAGAGCCCAGACAAGGACAGGAUGAUAAUCGAUCGGCGGGGGCAGAACCAUGCCGAGUCCCGCCUGGCCGGCCCCAGUCUGUUCAUCCCGGUCGGCCCCAUGCUGAGCGUGAUCGAGGCCGACCCCUCUUGCGAACGCGUGCUCUGCUCCGUCCAGACCGCAAAGAUUUUUAUCACCAGUUCGCGGCCAGCCGGCCGAAAGCUUCACUCACUACCUUGGGCCCCGCCUUGCCUUUUUCUUGGCUCUGCCACACGGCUGCUUUUGCUCGUCUUCAGGAACCCGCUCCUCUUUGAGGAGGGCUCCCUCCUGGUUUGCUUCCGAGUGAUUGGUCAGGGCGAUCACCUAGGUGUCGAGUUUGGCAGCGCAGCCCACGGGGCUUUGCUGGAGUCCGUGGGUUUUCUGGGCGAUGCUGAGCGUUUGUGCUCUAACAAGCCUUUCAAGGGCGACCGUUGCGCCCAGGGUCUGGCGAUCGACGAUUUCUUCUCGGUCUGUGUGCAGAGGGAUGAUGAUAGGGCCGAGCCCGUGUGUAAUGAGCAUGUUCGGCGAGCUAAAGCUGCGUACCAGCGGGAGAACCUUGCGGGCUCGGAUGAUAAGGAUGUUUGGGGCGAGCCUGUCGCCAAAGUAGCCGGCGCCGAAAUCAACUCAAGCAGGGAGGCCCGUAACCUCGGCCUUAUCACCCUGGCUUCUCCUGCCUGCAAGAGGCUUGCUUUGGCAGUGGUGUCUCUUGAAGCGGCCAGGUUUUCGCAAAUCACUGACGGCCUGAUGCUGUCACUGCUUGGUCGUUCCCUGUGGCUCUCUGUCCUCCCCCGCUCGGCUGCCGAAGAGCUGGUGCUGCUUAGUGUUUUGUGCCCGCUUGCUGCUGCUGAGCUAAGUGCUCCUCUCAGUCCCACGGUUCAUGCCACAGACGCCUCGGAGCACAAAGGUGGCUAUGUGUCGGCCCCAGCUGGACUUUCGCUGGCCCGGGCACUCUGGAGAACUGCCUCAAAGAAGGGUGGCUACAGCCGGCUUUGGUCCCGCGAGGAGGCCACUCUUGCAAGGUUUACGGACAGGGAGGUUUUUGACCUUAGGCUCGUCAAGGAUGAGGGUGUCUGCCAUCCUGGGCGCCCCCUUGCCUACUACUUUGACUUCAUUGAGGUCGGCGGGGAGCUGACCAUAGAGUGGCUGAUUCACCUCAUGCGCCAGCGGAAGUUGAGGAGCCUCCUCAUCUUGCCGCCAGUUUCUGACUUUGCUGCUGGCUUUUGGCCUUCGUGGCGCUCGCCAGGCGAGCCAAAGGGACGCCCACCGCUGUCUAAGAGGACUGCCUUCUCCAACGCCCUUGCUCUACGGUGCCUCUCCUUGGCCUUUGCCGCCCUCCAGUUUCAGGUGAUCUUCGUGUUGGUUCAGCCAACGGCCUCGGUCAUGUGCCACCUACCUGAGUGGGGUCGACUUUGCUCACUUGGGGCCUCUCAGUUUGCUUCAUGCACGAGGCUUUCUGGACCGUGCCCCCACGCCCACUUGUUCCUUGCCGCCGGCAUCGACCUUUCUCCUCUUGGCCGUCUUUGCGAUUGCGCCCCCUCCUUUGUACAACCCGGGGCUGCCUCGUCGCGUUCUUCGGCCUUUCUUUCUCCUGUGUUGGCCUCCGCGUUGGCCCAUGAGUUUAGCUGUGCCCUGCGUCGGGUGUCCCAUGUGGAUUCUCAGACCCGCCUCCUCACGGAUGGUCUUGAGAACCUGGUCUUGAAUGACGUCGUGCUUUCCCUGCCUUGGCAUGCUGGUGAUGACUGGCAUUGGCGCUCGUCAGCGCAUAUCAACAUCCUGGAGGCUGCCUCUAUUUUGCGCCUGCUGAAGCGUCUUGCGGCUUUUGGCCCCAGCCGUGUUGUGGUGCUUGUCGAUUCUUCUGUUGCCUUCCACGCCUGUGCAAAGGGCCGCAGCCCUUCCCGUGGCCUCACUCCUGUGCUUCGGAAGAUCGGUGCGGUCAGCCUUGCCUCUGGACUUUUCCCUUCCUACCACUUCGUGCCUACCAGGCUCAACCCGGGAGACUGCCCUACACGAGACCUCCCGCUGCCGCCUGUUGCGCCUUCCUCCUUUUGGCCUUCCCUUUCCGCUGACGAGCUCGGCUCCUUUGCCUGCUCAUCGGGGCGUUCCCGGUCCCGUGCUGCAACAGUGCUUGCCGAGGGCCGGCCCGUGCAGCCAGCGACGCAGAAGAGGAGGGAAAGGCUACUGCAGGCUUUCCAAGAUUGGCUGCAGCAACAAGGGACGUCCUUUGUGGAACUUCUGGAGCUGGAACCGCACGUCACCAAGAAGCUUAACAACUGGCUGGUGCUUUAUGGCCGGCAGCUUUUUGAAGCUGGCUGGCCAUAUUCGCACUUUUCGGAAGUUAUCAAUGCCGUCUCCGCGCGGGAGCCGGCAUUGAGGAGGAGCUUGCAACCAGCAUGGAACCUGGCCUUCACGUGGCUCCGCGAGGAACCUCACAGCCACCACGUGGCCUUGCCCUGGCAAGUUCUUUUAGCUGCUGUUACCACGGCCCUCAUGUGGGGCUGGCCUCGAGUUGCAGGUGUCUUGGCUCUUACCUUCGGCGCUUUAAUGCGCAUAGGCGAGACUUUGGCGUCACGACGAAGCGACUUACUGCUGCCUGAGGAUGUUGGCCACACAGUGUCUUACUGCCUGGUCUCCAUCCAAGAGCCGAAGACAAGGUUCAAGGCCGCCCGGCAUCAGUCGACGAGGCUGGACCAGCCCGACCUCCUUGCAGUGGUCAGGUUGGCCUUUUCAGGCCUGGCUUUCGGCUGCAAGCUCUGGCCCUACAGCGCUUCGACUUUGAGGAGCCGGUUUGAUGCUAUUAUGUCACGCCUCGGCACAGACAAGUGGGAGGGCCAGGGAAAGAGCAAGCUGGACCUUGGCUCCCUCCGGGCAGGGGGAGAAAACCCGGUGCUCGUGUUCACUGGGAAGUUUGCAGACGCAG